Molecule: messenger RNA, 9840 nt
Organism: Porites evermanni
Lineage: Eukaryota; Metazoa; Cnidaria; Anthozoa; Scleractinia; Poritidae
Source: the annotation of a GenBank genome assembly
UGGUGAGUUUCGGCCGGGAAGCGCAAUCGAUACGUGCAUGUAGAAGUGGACGAUGUUGUCUGCCCGAAAAGCGGUUAGUAUCCUAGGACGAAGAGGGCGAUUUGCAGCCCUGAGGACAAGCGUCUGUGAGCUGCAUUCAUUGAUUCAACGACGAACGGUUGUAGUUUGUUGCCCGAGGUAAGUUUGAUGCAGAUAAGUGGCGACCGCCAUGCAUGAUUCGAUCACUGGAUGUUCUUGUACAUUUAGACUUCGAUAUUGCAUGAAUAGUCUUUAGCUUAUAUGCGGGCGUAGAUGUCAACAACUAUAUACCUAGAUCUGAUUUUCUUUAGUUAAACUAUUAAAAAUUUGAGAUAAGAUUAAGAACGUUGGGUUUUUGUGCAAGAUAUUUUGGUGGUAAUUGGACUACAAUCAGUGUAGUUAAGCUUAGUCGACCGUACCGUGCCUAUACAGUUCCGAUUAUAUAAGAGGUGAGCAUGGGUGCACGCAGAAGUGAUAUGUUUCUUCGAAUAUUUAAUUUGAUGUGGUAAGAUUCCCGUACAGUCCCAUACAUUUAUCAUGCAUUGUUUCAAUUCCAAUUCAUAUUUGUGCGAAAACGUGUGAAGUUGCUGCAUGCACAAUAAAUGUAGGGGGUUGUACGGAAAUCUUACCCCUAGCAAAUCGCAUGAGCUCUGGCUAUAAUGCUAUGUGUGUUAUGAUCUAUUCUGUUUACAUGUAGAAGCCCUUCAAAUGAUCCAGCAGGGCCAACCAGAAAGUGGCAGAGAUAGACUGCCACAUUGGGGAUACAGGGGUACAUGUAUAUCCCCAACUCUUUAGAAAAGUGUGUGGGUUCUUUAAUGUCCCAUACAAUUUAAAUGGGCCAAGGUUGUGAGGCGGGAUCUACAGUUAAUCCAAGAAGAUUAGAGGGUCUAACCAGGGCUCGAAAAGAGUCCCAUCCGUUAGCCUGGGACAAGUAGUUUUUCUUGCGGGGCAAGUAACUUUUAAAGCUUACUUAAUGCACAAUGGGCAAGUAUUAAGGGUCCAGGAAAGUAAUCCUUUAACAAGAUCAUUAGCUAAGACGAACAAGAAGUGACCUCAGGCAAGCAAAAUGUGCAAACAUCUUGCCUAAAUGACAAGCUGGAAUUCAAAUUUAUUUGAGUUUGAGUGGGAGGGGGAGGGGGGUGGGGUGGGUGCUUAUCCGAGGCUCGGCGCUUAUUCGAAUAAAUACAGUGGUUAAGACCCUUAGCAUUGGUGUCGGUCUGGCCAGGCUCUGAACUCAUAGCCUCCUGCUCAGUAGACUGGCAAUCAACCAUGGAUCCAUAAUAACCACAACCUCUGGUCAUAUUUAUAAAUCUGUUAAUGUUGCUGAAGGUACAUAAAGAUAUUACCAGAGAUGCAGACUUAUUUUGAUUUUGUUAUGUAGAUUCAGUCAAUGUUUAGUAAAAGACAUCUCCAUGAUAGCCAUUUUUAAAAGUUUACAUAAUGUAUAAAUUUCUUCUUUUAGGUAUUCAACUGGCUCUAGACAGGUGUUAUCUUCAAAUCUUUCAAGAUAUGGCUUUCGGUGGCUCAGCUCAGAAAGUGAGUUUUCGUUGAGUUAAUUGACAGUGUGGUUGUGUGGAAAUACAUGCAGAUCUCUUCCAGGGGGUCUACGAGGCUAGUUGAUCUUAGGGUUAAGUUUGAACCAUUAACUUUUCACUGGAAUAAAAUAAGAAUAAUGCACUUCUCCUGAUAUGGGUUUAAAUUUCUUCACUGUUAGCGUACAGGUAUGUGUCUGCAUCACAUCUUAGUUGUCACUUCCCUCCGACCUGCACUAUAGGGUUAAUUAUGGGUUUGUGAACUGUCAUGCUAACUUGUAGGUCUUUGGAUUGCAACACUUUAAACCCCAAUAUCAACAUACAAAUUCUCCAGACUGAUCUCGAUACAUUUGCUUAAAAAGCUUGUUGAGAGUUUGAUAGAAGAUCAAAACACUUUACCUUUGGUGAUCAUUUUAUUAAAUUUAUUCUUACCGGUAGACCAAAAGAACUCCCCAGCAGUUUAAUUCCCCACUUCUAAUAAUAUUGAUUUACCCAGCAACUUGAGUGGCAGCUCCGAUCUGGUUCAGCUAUUAAAGUGAAACAACUUUAACAGUACUUUCACUUGUUGCCACUGGUUUUUUAAUAGUUGUUUAAACUAUUCACAGUCCCUUAUUUUUCUGUAAGAUUAUUGAGAUCAAGCACUUUGCACAAUUAUUGCUGGCUCUCUUGGUUUCAAAUGUUCCAAGUCUAGCCUGGGAUGAGUGUCAAAUCUGCUUAGGGGAUGAGCAAUGGUUUGGGAGGAGGCAAGAAAAAUAGAAAUUUGCCUCUCUGCCACUACUGUGUAAACCCCCGAUGCUGAUCCCCUUUGUACAUAUGAAACCAAGAUGGCUGCCCAUAACUCACAGCUCUCAAACUCGAUGAUCUUAUGGGGAAAUAAGGGGAAAUACUCGUCAUUAUCUCACGAGUCAAGUUCUAAUAGAAUUCAUACAUUCCCUCUUUAAUAACAGGUCUCCCUCCUCACACAAAUGUACCAUUACCAGCACUGUCUCCCACAAUGGAAAUGGGGACAAUUGUCAGCUGGGAAAAACAGGAAGGUGAUGAGUUAAGUGAAGGAGAUCUUUUAGCUCAGAUUGAAACAGACAAGGCCACAAUGGACUUUGAGACUCCUGAAGAAGGCUUUCUGGCCAAGAUUUUAAUUCCUGCAGGAAGUAAGGAUAUUCCUAUUGGCAAACUGCUCUGUAUAAUUGUGGAAAAUAAAGAUGAUGUUGAUGCAUUCAAGAACUUUGUUCCUGAAGAAGAUGUACCAGCUGCACCACCAGCUCCAGUAAGUAGUGCAAUCAGUAUUUUCUUUUCUUCCAGCUCGCAGAUUCAACAUACUGAUUGUAAAGCAUGCUCCCUUGUUCCCUGUUUUCUUAUGAAGAUACAGUCAUUUAAAGACAAUUUUCAAUUCAGGUGUAAUAUAAUUGUUGGCAUGAGCAGACUUAUCAAUACUUUUAGCACUGCAUAUGGUUAUAAUUUACUUUUACAUUUUCUGUACCUCAAGAUCACCUUUCUUCAAAUGUUAAUAAUUAAACCAGCGUAAGUGUGAUGUCAUGAAACCAAAGUACAGUGUAUGUAUAAAAUAAUUUUGAGAGAUUCAGAAUAUAGAUAGUCUACACUAAGUAACCCACUAUCUAAUUAAAAAGAUCAUGGUAGUGUUAUUGAGUAACUUUUAAGUAAGGAGUGUAAUUUUUAAUUAUUUAUCUAUUUUUUUUUGUUUUCAGGAGAAACCUGCUGAGACCACCACCCCACCCCCUCCUCCACCACCUCCUCCAGCUUCAUCUGCAGCCCCACCCCCUCCCCCACCUAUGACUUCUGCCUCUCCACCCCCUCCUCCUCCACUUGCAACUGGUGGGAGAGUGUUUGCCAGUCCAUUGGCAAAGAAGAUUGCUAGGGAAAAAGGCAUUGAAUUGGCUGUAAGUAUUUACUUUUCUUUCCUCUUUAGGGAAUUUUUUCAGUUAUUUAACUAAAAACCGCAAAUCAAGCUACACUGUAAAUGGAAGGAGUAAGGCCCCUAAUGACUUAUGAUGUGAUCAUGUCACACUUUCCUUUUGUUUGAUUGUGAUUUACAUUCAAUUUGAAUGGAAAAGGAAAUGGUUAUAAUUAAUCUAUAUAUAAUCUAAUCUAAAUGUAACAAAAAAUGUUUCAAGAUUGCAGGUGAGAUUGUAAUGUAAGAACAUUGUUCUUGCACUAUGUCUUUGGAACACAUUUUACUGUCUAUAGGAGAGAAAGGAAAACAUUUCUGUCACCACUGAUGUUGUCUGUAUCUGUUUGUAGGCUCUACAGGGUAGUGGUCCCGGUGGCCGAGUGGUGGCACAAGAUGUUACCGUGGCAACACCUGCUGUUGCAGCAGUGGCACCCACUCCUGUGGUUGCACCUGGUGAGUUUUGAUUGGCUAGAAUGUGUUGUGUUUAGCAGACUCUCAGCUUUUUAUUUGUUUGUUUAUACUUCUAUACUAUUUCUUCAAUGUUCAUGCCAUUUUAUGAUUUCAUAACAUGGUGAUGACACUGUUGUACUAUUAAUGUCAUUUACAAACAUGAAAAGAAAUAAAGCAAGUACAAAUGAUAGUUAUGAAAUUCCUCAUUUUUCAUCAUUGAUCUUGAAUGUGAAAAUCCUUUUAUUGUUUUACAGGAGCAGAUUUUACCGAUAUUCCUCUUACAAAUGUCAGGAAGGUGGGUUUAAUAAACAAAUGUUCUCAUUAAGGGAUGUCAAUAAGAUUUCAAGUUUGCUGAGUGGGUAGAUACAAAUAGUAGGCGGAGAAUUGAACUGUUACAAAGUCCUUUUGCUUUUACUUUCCCUAUUAAAGUUUCUUCUGAAUAUAACAAGGGAUGCUUAUGGUAGCCGGGGUAAUUCCCAGCCCUGAAGAUGGCUAUAGACCACUAAAGUCUCUCCAUUUAUCAUUUCAUCAAACUAAAGCUUGAGAAAAUAGUGGGUAUAUGUAAGUAGUCCUCAGUAGCCUGCUAGAAAUCUCUCUGGGUUACUUUGGUGGCGGGGCAAACCAUUUUUUGCCCUCCUGCAAGAGAGCCUUGGAGAGCUUGCUAGCAGGCUACGACAACAGUAAUUAUAUCAAAAGUAUUGAUAUUUUUUCUUCACCUACACUGUAUUGAUAGGUCAUCGCUAAACGGCUCUUGGAAUCCAAGCAGACAAUUCCUCAUUAUUACCUUUCAGUGGAUAUCCAAGUGGAUGAUUUGUUAGAGUGAGUGUAUUUCUCUGUUUACUGAUAAUAAUUUUACAGUGCAAAUGUUGUUUUAUUUUUAUUAUUGCCCUUUAGAGCCACCUAUGCGAACCAGCCUAAUAAUUAAAUAAAACCUGUUGGGCCAAAAUUUGACAUUUAAAAUUACUGUAAAUCCUCUAAGGCCCCUGAGACACUUAUUUUUUUUUUUCGCACACAUUUCAUGGGGCCUAGUAGAGACAGACCAGGGGCUUGAGAGGGGGGCUUGUCAUAAAGAGCGAGGACAUAGAGUUGAAAACCUCAAGCACAUGUAGUUGGAAGUCACGCAGCCAGAGAUCAAGAACAAAUCUGAACUUCCAGCACAUGAAUAACCGUAAUGGAUCAGUCUACAUCAUGUGCCUUAGAGUAAUCCACUCUUAUCAUUUAUUAAGGAGGGAAGUGGUGCGGGGUGGGGGGGAGGGGUGGGGGGCUUAUUUACAUUGUUUCCCUGAAAAGGGUGCUUCUUAGAGAGUGCCACUUAUUUGUGAGGGGUGUUGGGCCUAAUAGAGAAUUUAUGGUCCAGAUUUGGGUCGUAUUCUUAUUUGAAAUCAGCAAGAAUUAAAUCAGGGAUAUUAGAGCAGGGUGUAUUUGGUCAAAUUUUUCAGCCGGUCAAAAAUUUGUUUGGCACCAUAUGAUCGGAGCCCCCUUUUUCCAAAUUUUUUAUACUCAUGUGAUUUUCUUUUUUUAGAGUUCGAAAGCAGCUGAAUUUGGAUUCAAAUGGUGCAUACAAACUGUCAGUGAAUGACUUUGUCCUUAAGGCCUGCGCUCUAGCUUGUAAAAAAGUUCCCGAGGCAAACUCUUCAUGGAUGACAGACUUCAUAAGACAGUAAGUGUAUCUCCGGAAACGAAAUAAUUUUUAUAUCCUGUUUUUCUGGGGGCAGCAUGACCAAGUGGUCAGCGCAUCAGACUUGCAAUCCGGCAGUCCCGGGUUCAAGUCCCGCUCUGGCCACUUGCUGGAUUUGUUCUUGCUCAUCCCAAGUUCAAAUCCUCGGCCAAGCUUGUAAAGAGCCAACAGGUUGCCUCCUGCCAGUUGGGGCUUUUAAUCCUUUUAUGUUGUAUUUGAAUUAUUUGUUUCUAAGUAUUUGAGUGGAGUGCUUGUAAACUAGCUGGAUAAGCUAAGUGCACUUCCUUCUAUAGACAAGCCUUGAAACCUUUUUUAACCUUUUUUCCUUUCUACAGCUUCCCCAAAUAUCGGGCCACAAGAGGCUGGCUAGAGCUUCCUUUGACACAAUAAUAAAGUAUCUAUCUAAAAUGUGGUACAAAGUUAACUUGUAUCCCUACCUAUUUCAAACUGCCAACCAACCUUUAACUUGUUUUACCUCCAUAAUUUUCUGAUGGUAUUAAUGAGGAGCAUACCCUUUUGCAGACACAAUAACGUUGACAUUAGUGUAGCUGUCAGUACAGAAUCAGGACUUAUUACACCGAUUGUCUUCAAUGCAGAUAAAAAGGUACUGUACUAAAAUGUUGUAUUAUACAUAUUUAUAUUCCGUGCUGCUUGGUAAAAAUGGUGUACACACAAUACUAAUUCAGCUGAGCUUAUUGUUCAAAGAAACGCUGUGAUUAUACUCGAUGGGUGCAAAAAUUAAUUUAGCCCAAAUCACCUUUAGAACAAAAAGGCUAUCUCAUUUUGUUGCUGACGUCUUGAAAGCAAUACGAACAGUUAGUAAUUUUUUUUUUCGGAAAACGUGUUGAUACAUUAUGCUACCACUCAAACUCAACCUUCUCCACUGUUUAUUUUAAACUUUGUCCAAUUACUUCUGUCAGGGUUUACAAGACAUAAGUGCUGACACCAAUGCUCUAGCAGAGAAAGCGAGGGAUAACAAACUUCAACCUCAUGAAUUCCAAGGAGGAACAAUAACAGUAUCAAAUCUCGGCAUGUACGGAGUCAAGAACUUUUCUGCAAUCAUAAACCCACCUCAAGUAAGUGUGCAAAUGUGCGGUAUUUAUCAUGAACAUGCUGGGAAAACCUGAAUUUCCGGUUGAAAAGUCAGACCAGGUCCACACGAAUCCGGAAAUUGAUGAACCCGCAUAUUUUUUUUUUUAACCGGAUUCUUAAACAACUUUGGAGAGUUUCUCUCCUCCGUAAGGGACUCUUUAUGUUGUAGGGAGGCUAGGAAGAGGGAAAAAUGAUCGCGUGUGGAGGACGUUCCCGUGCUAGUCUCUUUCACAGCCGCUCGGGCCGAAGUCACGCAAUGGGGGUGGGGAACAUUGCGUGACUCCGGCCUGAGCGGCUGCAAAGGAAACUAUUCCUGCGCUUGCUGUUUUUUUUUUUUUAAUUACUGCUACAACGGUUACUCACGGAUCGGUGUUUUACAAGUGAGAAAAUUCCUUAAAGAGUAAAUUCCAUGAUACAUUUUCGUUAGUCGUUUUGUUUGGACGAAACCGUGCUUCAAACCAUCAUCAUCACGGCCCUGUUUUAGACUAGUAGUAUUUCGUCCGGAUGGUAGUCCUGCCGAGCCUCCACUACUCUGGGUACCACAGGCUUUUUUUUUUCUUGCAGACGGCCGAAUCCUUUGGUAUCGGCUAAAAGCCGAAGCCACGAUCAGCGGGAAGUCCGGGGGGGGGGCGGGGGGGGGGGCGGGGUUCUCAACAAAGUUAAAGUUUCAUACUGGAAGGGUGCACCCCCUUACCCCAGCUAUGUACCAUUUUUGAUAGCGAAGGUACCCCUUUUUGUAUCUCUUUCAUUGACAAAUACCUAGUUUAGAACGUCGUUGCAUCCCUUUUAACUGCUCUAUCUUUAAAGAAUGAAAAAAUCACAAAACCAAUACAUUUUUCGACUUUUUCAGAGCCAUGAUUUCUUCUCUUGGCCCUCUUAGGCCCAAUUCAGACGCCGGACCUAAUUCGAAUUAAGGCCGACCCAAACUAUUAAGAACGGCUGAAUAGAUUCAGACGCCGAUCUUAAUUGCAGCUGAAAUAAAUUCCGAAAAGGAGAAAAACGGCUCAUUUCGGUCAAACUGCUUACAAAAUACGUUUUAAUGAUUUAUGCAUUUGGUUUGGUACAUGAACAGUUCGGCGUCUGAAUCAAAGGCGUUCCAAAGUCGCUCCAAAGGCGAAAUUCCCGGCCGGGCUAGGCGAAAAGAACGGCUGAGCCGUUCCAAAUUGAAACAGGCGUUCCUAACUGAUUCAGACGCCGAACUUUCCAUGCACUUAAUUCAAUUUAUUAGGUUCGGCUCAUGAAAAGUGCGGCGUCUGAACCGGGCCUUGGGUCUUUUUGCAGACGGAAAGACAGAAUACCCUACCAUUUUAUAUUCUUCAACUAGUGAAAUCCCAACCUCGUUCCCAGGUUCUCUAUCAGGUUUGUGAAAUCCCAACCCUUUCAUAUACCAGAAGCCUGGAAAAGGUACCCCUUUCGGGAGAAACCUCCCCCUAUAGGCCAUUAUAGGGAGUACUCCCCCGGGGGCGAAAAGUCUCGACCAUGUAGGAUAAGCCUCGACUCGAUUGACUGAAAGAGUCUGCUCGCAGUCUUACCCGGUUAAAGUAACGAAGGCUGUCUUUCGAUGAUAUAAACAAGCUCCAGUACAUAGAUACAGUGCAUUACCCGUCCGUUGUCGUUUUUCCCUUUUCAUAGGCCUGCAUAUUGGCAGUAGGAAAAGCAGAGAAGCAAGUCAUAGUAGAUGAAAAUAGCGAAAAAGGGUAAGUUGGUUAAACAAGUUUAUAGCUUUCAAGAAAGUUUUAUCCUGAUUCAACUUGCGCUAGAGGCUCGUCUGCGGCUCAGGAAUCAGCUACAUAAUCCUUAACGUAACACAGGGAACCCAAGAAAACUGACCCUUUUUGUUUUGCUUUGGACUAGCCGCCAGCUAAUUAGAAGUUGUUGUUGUUGCUCACCCUAGUCAUUGUCGGGGACUCUCGCCGAUCUCGUUCCCAUUAGAGCUCGCGUGUUUUAUGCGCGCACGCUUUGCACGUCUGUUACUCAUCUGACUACAAUUCUCAAACGCUCGGCCAAUAACUACAGGUUUCCGUUUGCAGAGCGGCAAAAAGUUAUUCAGGCCAAUCACACUUCGCGCUGAAAUUGAAAUUAACCAAUCACAUCUCGAGGCAAACACAUGUAGCUGUUGUCAGUCGCGGGCAAAUGCGUAUGACCAUUUUUUUUCUUCUGAUUGGUCAAGUUUUUGACACAUCAGAAGUUAAACAUUUUCCCGCGCUUGACGAUAGCUGCAUGGAUUUGCUUCGUGAUGUGAUUGGUUCAACUCAAUUUCUUUGAAAGGCGUGAGAUUUAAUAGCCAAUCGCAACAUUGUAUCGACGGCCUCAACCAGUCCGUGUGCUGAUAAUCUGUCUUCUUGUUCUCAACAGUUACACCACUGGAACAGUCAUGUCUGUCACUCUCAGCUGCGAUCACCGAGUUGUAGAUGGCGCCGUUGGAGCGCAGUGGCUGUCCGCUUUCAAAAACUAUCUAGAAAAACCCCUUACAAUGUUGUUGUAAAAUACGACUUUAAUAGAGCCUAUCGUAGUUUUUCUGAAUUUUUAUUUCAACUCGGGUAAAAAAAUUGUUAAAACUGCUGGAAAGAGAGCCUUAAAAUAGAAAACUGUGUGUCUUGUUUAGAAGAGAUGAGGUAGGUAAAUUUAUUUUUUGUUUGUUUGUAUUUUUACAGACGUAUACAUGGUGUAAGGACUUUUUUCUGUUUGUUUUGCAAAGUUCGUGCCUUUAGAAAGCAAGCACUUACAACCUCUAGGCCUUAUCCAUUGUUUUUACGAUGUUUUGAAGUCCAUAUUUGCAGGGUCUUCAUAUUUUAGGUAACUCUUUCUAGCUGUACUAAUGGUCUCUCUGGCCGAACCGAACAUUAACAAUUUAGGGAAAAAUACCAUGCAUAUGAGACGCUGCGUUCAACCGGACUGCUUAUCCUCGAAUGAAAAAUGAUUAAGGUUCACGGCGCCUUAUGUGAGCGCAAAAGAUGCCAAGACCUAUACGGUAAGAGGUUUGAAAUGAUUACUGAGUCGUUACUGUGGUGUUUGGGAACAAACUUGAAAUGCUUGAACUGGAAUUGGAGGCAAGACAGUCUAUCGCGAUUGAUAGGUUUAAUUAACCAAAUGUGUAUAUUUUUAACCAGAUUUGGGCAGAACAAAUAAACAUAAAAAAUGCCUUGAAAUGUGGCUUGCCGACA